CGCCAGGCCAGUAGGGGUCGCUCGCAAUACAGCAAAUCCUCACUGUGAACCUGUGGGUCCGUCACCGAGUGGUCAUCAUCUUGCCCUGCCGGGUUGAAACCAAAAUGCAGCACAUAUUCUGCUUUAGUUAAAUUUAGCUAGUUGUAUGUAGUUUUACUUGGGCAAGGGUAUCUGGUCUUAAGGCGUAUUUGUGUUGCGUAAUCGUGUAAACUUGGAGCAUUCGCUUUCAGUUGAGAGCAGUUUGUCACAAACAUGGCUCCAACCAUUCAGACACAAGCGCAACGAGAAGACGGCCACAGUAGGCCAUCUGCACACAGAACAGUUCCAGAGAGGUCAGGGGUGGUCUGUCGGGUGAAGUACUGCAACAGCCUGCCUGACAUUCCCUUUGACCCCAAAUUCAUUACAUAUCCAUUUGAUCAGCACAGGUUUGUACAGUAUAAAGCCACUUCUCUAGAGAAGCAGCACAAGCAUGAGCUCCUGACUGAGCCAGACCUUGGGGUCACCAUUGAUCUCAUCAACCCAGAUACAUACCGCAUCGACCCGAGUAUACUGUUGGAUCCUGCUGAUGAAAAACUGUUGGAAGAGGACAUCCAGGCUCCAUCCAGUUCGAAGAGGUCACAGCAACAUGCCAAAGUGGUCCCGUGGAUGAGAAAGACAGAAUAUAUUUCUACAGAGUUUAACAGAUAUGGUGUUUCCAAUGAGAAGGUGGAGGUCAAGAUUGGUGUAUCUGUCAAACAGCAGUUUACAGAAGAAGAAAUCUACAAGGACAGAGACAGCCAGAUUUCUGCCAUUGAGAAGACGUUUGAGGAUGCACAGAAAACAAUUACGCAGCACUACAGUAAACCCAGAGUUACACCGGUGGAGGUACUACCUGUGUUCCCUGACUUCAAGAUGUGGAUCAAUCCAUGUGCUCAGGUCAUCUUUGAUUCUGAUCCUGCACCUAAAGACAUAUCAGGAUCAGCAGCAGUGGAAAUGAUGUCUCAGGCCAUGAUCAGAGGUAUGAUGGAUGAGGAAGGAAAUCAGUUUGUGGCUUACUUCCUGCCCAAUGAGGAAACACUUCGCAAGCGCAAGAGAGACAACGAUGAGGGACUAGAUUAUAUGCCUGAGGACCUGUACGAUUACAAGAUUGCCAGGGAGUACAACUGGAAUGUCAAAAACAAAGCCAGCAAGGGUUACGAGGAGAAUUACUUCUUUAUCUUCAGAGAUGGAGAUGGUGUUUACUACAAUGAGCUUGAGACAAGAGUGCGUCUGAGCAAGAGAAGAGCCAAGGCUGGAACUCAGUCGACCACAAACGCUGUGCUGGUGUGCAAGCACAGAGAUAUGAAUGAGAAGGAGCUCGAAGCCCAGGAGGCGCGUAAAGCUCAGCUGGAGAACCACGAGCCGGAAGACGAAGAGGAAGACAUGGACAUGGACAAGGACGCACAGGACUCUGGUGACGAUAAAGAGAAGGGCAGCGGCAGUGAGGCAGAGAACUCUGGUAGUGAAUCAGAGAGGGAAGAUGAAGACCGGGAACAAAGGGGAGAAGACGACGAAGAGGAUGAGGACAGAGGGAAGCGGAGGAGGAAGGCGAGCGGCAGCGGGAGCGAGAGCGGCGAGGAUAGAACCAGAGAAAUGCGGGACGAGGAAGAGAUUUUUGGCAGUGAUGAUGACAGCGACGACAACGAGCCCAAGAACUCGGGCCGGAGCAGCGGGGAGGAGGGCAGUGGAAGCGAGGAUGAAGGAGGGAACAGCGCAGGCAGUAGGAGUCGCAGUGCCUCUCCGGCACGCAGCGACCGCAGCAGCGACCACUCGGAGAGGGCUCAGAGUGGAAGUGGAAGUGAGAGAGGAUCAGAUUCCAGCGAUGCCAGUGACAGCGAAUGAGAUCUGCGUCGCAGACGGCAAGGUGAUGACCGCCUGUCUCAACUGUAUGUUCAGCUCCAAACACAACAGUGACGCUGAUCUUAGUUCCGUCUGGGGCUGUAGUGUCUUGAUCUUUACAAAUAUCAAAGGAAAUUUUCUUCUUUUUUUUUUUGCGCAAGAUGCUCAUUGGUUUUGCACCAGGGGCGUCUGUUCAAUCCCAUUUUCAUUUGUAGAUUUAACUUGUGCGCUUGUAGCUAUUUGUGCACCAUUCCUCUGUUGUUUUUUUCUGUCAGAUAUUCUGUGCAAGAUCAUGUAAAAAAUGUCUUUAUUCACUCAGCUUUUGAAUUGUCAUUGUGUUACGGCUUUGAGGCAGAUAAUAAAAUGCAGGUGACAUUUUGUAAGAA
Molecule: messenger RNA, 2243 nt
Organism: Scatophagus argus
Lineage: Eukaryota; Metazoa; Chordata; Actinopteri; Scatophagidae
Gene: paf1
Product: PAF1 homolog, Paf1/RNA polymerase II complex component
Exons: 14
Coding region: 253-1860 (535 amino acids)
Biological process (GO): transcription elongation by RNA polymerase II
Cellular component (GO): Cdc73/Paf1 complex
Molecular function (GO): RNA polymerase II complex binding; chromatin binding
Source: RefSeq, a predicted model, not a curated record